Molecule: messenger RNA, 2030 nt
Organism: Petromyzon marinus (sea lamprey)
Lineage: Eukaryota; Metazoa; Chordata; Hyperoartia; Petromyzontiformes; Petromyzontidae
Source: RefSeq, a predicted model, not a curated record
UGCAGUCACGGAAGCUUUAAAUCAAAACAUCACCACAAUGCAGUUCUUCAGGCACUCGGUGGUGUUGCAUAACGCGCUCCACUCACGUUUUUUGCGCAAUGUUGGCAUUGAAGAUACUUAUACCGAGCGAGCGCUGGUACCAGCUCGACGAGAUCUAUGAAUUUCUUAUCGAAUAAACGGCAAGGGCAACUCGUGAAAUAACGUCGCAAAGAGAGCAACCGUGCGAACCAGCGGAAUGUGGAACGUUCAACGAAAGCGAUCAUUGCUGCGGCUCGAUAGAGACCCGUGCGAUGUGGGCGAGGGAGAGAAGGUUUGGCAGGCUGAGCUGGUAAAUCACUCAAAGUGAGCAUCGGGGGAUGUGUUCGUCUCCUGUUUGCAACUUAGUGUCACUGGCGGAAAUUCCACGUUCAUAUGGUGGAGGCGAGUAUAUGCAUAGGACAACCACUGUUUACCGCCCCGCAAAGUGGCGCAUCUGGUCGGGCCAUUGCCCCAAAACGUGGCACUACGUUUCCCUUUUAAGGCAGUGCCACGGACGAAUGCCUCGCAGGACGAAGCCAGAGCUCAACAGGACGACCGAGUGGGGGGCGCCCAUCGUGUGGAGCGACACGCUCGCCCCCGCCCAGGUGGGCAGCCAGGAUGCGGGUGGCACGCCCUUCCGCGUGGUCGUCACCGUGUUUGCCAUCGGACGAUACCUGGACAAAUAUUUGCCUACAUUUUUGGAGACGGCAGAACGAUAUUUCCUGCUGGGCCACGAGGUCACGUACUUCGUCUUGACAGACUUUCCCUCGUACGUACCUGUGAUUGACCUCGCACCCGGAAGAUCUCUCGUCUCAAUUAAGGUCAAGAAACAGGCACGGUGGCAAGACAUUUGCAUGGACCGCAUGAAGACCAUCGGUGACCUUGUCGAGAGCACCCUCAUGGGCCUAGCCGACUACGUCUUCUGCUUCGACGUGGAUCAAUACUUCACGGGCCCCUGGGGCCCGGAGGUGCUGGGGGACACCGUGGCAGUGAUCCACGCGGGAUUUUUCUCAAAGAGGCCGCUCACUUUCCCGUACGAGCGGCGGCCCAAGUCGGCAGCCUACAUCGCGCGCGGGGAGGGAGACUUCUACUACCACGCCGCCGUAUUCGGGGGCUGCUGCUCAGGCGUGGUGAACAUGACGCGAGGGAUCUUUCGGGGCAUCGUCCGCGACAGGGAGAAGGGGAUCGAGGCGAUCUGGCACGACGAGAGCCACCUGAACCGCUACUUUUUUGACAACAAGCCGAGCAAAGUGCUCUCCCCCGAAUACUCCUGGGAUCCGUCGAUGAGGUGGAAGGACGUGCCCUCUGUACGAAUGACGUAUUGGCCGAAAGAAUACAAAAAGGUUCGGGAACACCCGUAGAAUUGCACAAACAGGCAUAGGCUAUUUCCUUAUUCGCCACCUUGCUAGCUUGCAUAGUCAAAGAUGAUCGCACUCAAGAUGGGCUGGCAAAAAUAAAACUCCUUAAUACGAAUGAUAAACGGGAACAACCACAAAACGUAGCUGACUGCAACUAACGCCAUAAGUCCCACCCUCGCUGUCCAAAACGGCAGGAAGACAAUGGCUCCGCCAACUUUUACUAUGACGACAAAUGUAAGUUGUCUACACGGGGAAGGAAAGUACUAAAUUAUAAUAUUUCCACGACCUUUGUUGACCAGACCCACCAGGUUUUCCUAGCAAGGGUGAUGUCUCUCUGUGUAUUUCCAGUUGAGCCGUAUGCAGGUAACCGUUCAGCAUUUGAUGUUUGCUUUAUAACUGUAGACACACCUCCCAUUAGCAAAGUUGGCUAUGCACGGCGCGAAAGAAGUUCAACAUACAUACGUAGGUAUUUUAUUUAAACGGUGAAUGUAACAAGUACAAUAUUGUUAUUACUCCUGGUAAAUGUCAGAGGUGCUCGCUGGGAUGCGAGACAUUCAAUGACCGUACUCCUGCAUCGGCUCAACUGUGACCGAGACAAGGAGGUUCCCGAAGAAGCUUCCAGUCGACUGAGCGUUCCGCUCAGCAGCACACAAU